Molecule: messenger RNA, 1595 nt
Organism: Neocloeon triangulifer
Lineage: Eukaryota; Metazoa; Arthropoda; Insecta; Ephemeroptera; Baetidae
Exons: 8
Coding region: 223-1314 (363 amino acids)
Biological process (GO): sensory perception of taste
Cellular component (GO): membrane
Source: RefSeq, a predicted model, not a curated record
UCAAAGUAAAAAAUUAUGCAUUUGAAAACCAUGUGUACGAAUUAUCAAAAGCUAACUUCAUAAAACAUCUAAUUACGUAAUUUGAAUUUAAUGUUUUCUAGGAAAGUACACAAUGGAUCCAAUUUAUAUGGUAUAACAACUAAUCGAUUGCUGUAAUUGUUUGCACAUGUCAUCGCACAAACACAAGAGAAAGCUAUUACCUAAUGGUAAGUGGGAGGAUCGAUGGAGAGAGGCGGCACGUGGCUUGGUCUGCUGCCUAGUUGUCUGUGGCAUUUGUCCACCUACAGCCCUCUUUACCCGUCUGCCCAAAUGGGUGGACGGCUUAAAUGUGGUCGUUCAUCUAGCUUGGUCACCACUUACGCGUGGUUCGAGCUCUCGCAACCAACAGCCAUUCCUGAAUUCCAGCAUUUGACAAGUGUUAAUGGAGCACUCUACGCUGCCCGGAUUUGUCUGGUGGGCCACCAAAUCAUCUGUCUUUUGGCUUCACAGGAACUUCGACGCACCAUCCCUGAUCUCCUUCCCCGUCUUCAAUUACGUUCAUUUGUGCCCUUCACACCAACAGUACUUUACUUAGGCGUUUUAAUAAUGUACUCUUGCAUAUGGCGGAAUCCAUUUAGCUCUUUUGAAAACUUGCCGCUGAUAUUCUUUUACAUCUCGCUGAGCGGCUGCAUCGCAUUUGUGGGCUUGCAGACAGUUUCAAUUGAAGCCUUUCGCUAUAAGUUGAAAGCUAUGAACGAUUUACUGGAGUGCCAUCCCAAAAGGCAAAUCGAUCUUGAGCACAUGCUGGCCCGAGUGGCCAAACACAGGGUGCAGUUUAAUUCGCUUAUUGACGAUGUCAACCGUGGCCUGGGACCGAUAUUAGCGACCACAGUUAUAGUGCUCUGCAUUCGACUUUCAUUUGGCAUCUUCUCGAAUUUCGCAAUGUCUACUCUGAUAAUUAACAAGGACGCAGUGCCAAACUUCACUUCUCUUUUUCUAGUUUAUCCUCGGACAGCUGUUAAAAUCAUUGUUCUUGUCUCCCUCGCACACGCUGGAGAACGAUUCAAUAGCGAGAUUGCAAGAAGUUCACAUUUGCUGGAUUGUAUAUCAACCUCAAAUCAAUUUUAUCCACCGAUUGUAUUUUACCAGAUUGAGAAGUGUAGAAGCGUUAUUGAAAAGCGCAAUGUGGCUUUUACUGGAUGGGGAAUAAUGAACAUAGAUCACACUCUACUCGUCGUGAUGUUUAAUUUCAUAUUUAGUAUGGUGAUGGUACUCAUGCAAUUCCAAAUGAGUGAGACGGUUUCGUCGACUGAAUCUCAUGGAGGGAAAUUAUAAGAAAUACAACAUUAAGAAUUAAACACUGUGAAAUGUUUUAAACACUGUCCGAUGUACUCAUGGUUGGCUACGAUACAAUCCUCAUUUCCCACGCAACUUUUGCGCCGAUCGUGGCUUGAAUUUGAGCAUCUAGCGAGUAAAAUUUCAACCGCAAGACACUUGUAGUUCUGGAGUGAGUCGAGUAGGGAGCGCAUUUUCCUGCUUAGCUCAUUUCUAUGUUGAUUAUUCUCCUUCUAUUGUUCUUGUAUUAGUUCUCGUAUUGUUUGUAACUCGUUUUAAUA